AUGCUCACACCACCAAUACAACCCCACGUGUCGGUCCCUUUCCGGUGGGAGGAGGCUCCCGGAAAGCCGAGGCCGGCCGCCACCUCGGAGCGGCGCCCGGCCGCCGCCAGGUGUCUCGACCUGCCGCCGAGGUUGGUUGUCGACGAGGCGAAAUUUACGAUAAUGCCCUCGCCGGAGACCGUGCUCGACGGGCCGUACGUGGGCCGGUCUUUGUCCCUCGCGUGCACGUUUUCCUUCCGGAAAGUGGCGGCGGGCAGGGUGGAAGAAGGGAUCGGGCAGGGGAGGUGGGGGAGUUUUCGGGAAAUUGAGGGGUCGUCGGGCAGGGGUAGUUUCGUCAUUUCGCACACGUUGGGGGAGAUGUUCAAGAGCGAGAGGAACGUGAGGGUCACGAGGGUUAGGAGGAGGAGGAGGAGCUUCUUUAAUAUGGCUACCGUCAAUUCUAACUUGUUGGACAUUUGUGCGAGCUUCAAGCGUGCUGUUCCAUGGAGGCGAAGAAGAUGA
This is a messenger RNA of Striga hermonthica, 501 nucleotides long. Lineage: Eukaryota; Viridiplantae; Streptophyta; Magnoliopsida; Lamiales; Orobanchaceae. The record is from the annotation of a GenBank genome assembly.